CGCACGCGCACAUCGUCAUGAAAGAGGGCGUAUUUCGAAUGUCCUAAGCCACUAUCUCCAAAAUGUAUGGUGUGCUGUCAACAGAAGGUGCCAUGGAGACAGUUACCCUGCCAAUGUGGUGAGUGCAAUGAGCGAAGGAGGGAGGGAAAAAAAAGUCAGGGACACGAGACAACAAAAUGUGGCCAAUUUGAGAAAACAAAGGGACCAACAACAGGAGUGUAAAGGGAGAAAAAAGACGUACUGUGCAAACUGGAUAUGAAUCUGCUUUGCUGGGGUAGUGGGGAGCUUGGGCAGACUGGACAUGGAAGGCCAGGGGACGUUGGUCUAGAGGAGGCCCAUCUGGGAGAGUUCAGAACAGGACGCUUAGGAAGAGUGAAGCUGAUUGCAUGUGGAUCCAGUCACUCCAUUGUGAUUACAGUGGACAACAAGAUCUUUUCAUGGGGAAAUGGCACCAGUGGACAGCUGGGUGACGGAGAGAGGGCAGUAAAGAACCGGCCUGUCGAGGUGAAGUUGCCACAUGUACUGAACGUUACAGAAAGUGAUGCGGAUGUGGAUCACGUCAGGAUAGUUGGGGUUGCCUGUGGAAGCAGACACUCCUUCAUAUGGACUGAAGCUGGGCUGGCCUACAGCUUUGGGAACAACUUCUAUGCCCAGCUAGGCUAUGACUUCCAGAGGGCUGACUUCAAAGAGCACCAGCUAGCACCGCGUUUGUUCCAGAACCUUCCAUCAUCCCUGAAAAUAUCUCAAGUGGCCUGCGGAGAGCGACACACUCUGUUCGCGCUGGAGGACGGCCGUGUGGCGGCAUGUGGGCAGAAUGAUUAUGGACAAGUUGGCAAUGGUUCUAAUGAAAACGCGGUCGUCCCUCAAUUUGUGGAGUUUGUGGACCGUGUGUCGAAGGUCACCUGUGGGGCAAAUCACAAUCUUGCACUGACAGGUGACGGCAGAUUGUUUCAGUGGGGCUGUGGACGUGCAUGUGGGAACAUGAAGAGGAACAUCCUAAGCCCAGAGGAUGUAACACUACCAAGCUCGCCAGUGCUUGCAGACAUCGCGGGAGGAUGUUGGCAUAGCCUCCUUCUAACAGAUGAUGGGAAUGUCUUCUCCUGGGGGAUGGGGCAAGAGGGACAGCUUGGACUUGGAGAGGAAAGGACUCACAUCUCCACUCCUUGUCUUCUCAGCUAUUCUCAGCUUGCCGAGGUCACAAGAUUACAAGCUGGGGACAGCUACAGUGCAGCCAUCACAGCAGGUGGAGAGCUGCUUCUCUGGGGUCAGAUCCCCUGUGUGUCCCGGGUCAGUGAUCAACCAGGACUCAAAAGGCUCUGGACCCCCCAGCCUGUUCCCCUGGCAGACAGGAUGGUGUGUGAUGUGGCCUGUGGUACCUGGCAUAUGAUGGCUCUCACCGCAUGGAGCAGGGAGGAGAACAGAGAAUGUGCUCACCCUGAAACCGAAGCUCACUUCAGAGACCCUGUUGGCAAUCCCCUACUGACAGAGCACGCAGAGAAAGAAAACACAGUGCAAGACUCCAGGCAGGUUCGUCACAAGCUGAUCCAAGAUCUUGGGAGACCAGAAGGCCCUGAGAAGCAGGAAAAAGUUGGAGAAUGUGAGCGUGCAGACGAAGAAGAAAGAGCGAGCAAAGACGGGGGAGAUGGAGCGUUACAUGAUUCAGCAUUUGCCACAGUCAGAUCUGCGGUGGGGAUGGACAGGAGGGGAAAUGGACACUCAUCAAUCAAGUCCAACCAGGGGGACGUGAGGGAGGUUUGCAGGGCAGCAGGGCCGUGGGAGCUGAGGAAAGAGCCACGCAGAAACAGAGGAAGCAGGGACAUCGUCUUCACCACGCUGCAUCUUUUGCCUAGGUCCGAGCAGUGCAGGCCCACGUCCAGCACUUUGCCCCGUCUACUGACAGGACAAGCACAUAGCGGAGUUUCAGCUGAGGCUCGAAAGGAGAAAUCUACGCAUUCAACCAAACUGGUCCAAACAUCUGGAAGUGACUGCAGCGUUUUGGACAAUCCUAGGACCAGGCCCAAGCCCAGACCCCCUGUGGCUCAGAGAGCAGCCUCUUGUCACCGGUCAAGAAUCAGACUACACCCUGGCCUCAAGUCUCCGAUUUAUAACUCUUGUCCACAUGUGAGCCCUGAUCAGCAAGUUCAGAUGUCCUCCCCUACCUUCCACCCGGGUACACCAGUUGAAACCCCUCUUUCCCCGUCUCGUUCCUCUUCUGAACCCUUCAGGUACUCUCCCACACACAGAAGAGUGGUUUCUUCUUUUGGCACUUCUCGGAAGAAUCUAUAGGAGUCCAGUGGGAUUUAUCUCAUGUUUGAACUUUUAAAUGCAUACAUUUACCCCUUUUGUUUCAGGUUAUGUUAGCGAUUUUGAAUAUGUUUAUCACAUUCAUAAUCAAUUGUUCACAAAGCUGGCUGGCUGUGGCAAGAGAGUGUGCACUCUAUCAUCUACUUGAUAAUGCUUUUUUGGAGACCACAUAUAAAGCUGAAUACUUUUUGGCUUCAAGGUGAUUGGCAAACUGAGGAUUUUCCUAUGUAAGAGCUCUCCAAAACAUACUUCAGAGCAGUAUUAAUGGCCUUCACUUUACCCCGUACUGAGAUUUGGCAAGUGUGCUCCUCUUACAAACCAUCUCAUUCAACGACACUCCCGAACCUUGACCUCAUCUAAAAGCUUUAGACUUUUGUCACAUGUUGGAGUCGCAGAGUCCUUGAAUCACCACAUUCCAACAGCCCCCCAGAGAGUUGAGAGUUUUUUACUGUACGUACUACAUUUUAAUUAAUACUUACAGCGUGUUGUUUAUUAAAGACAAAGCGCCCUCUCAGAUCUUGUAAGACAUUUCACGGUGGAGUGUUUUUUCAUGGCUGCCAGUCUCCGCAGUAUGAGUCACAUAUGUAUGCUGCUAUGGCUCUUUUGAGUGUGAGAUAAUACUAUAUGAUGAGGUUUCUCAAAGUAAAGUAGGAUCAUUACAGGAAACAGAGCAUCCUUUGAGUGUGCUCCUCUCUGUGUCUUUGCUCUGUUUAGUUUGUUUUAUGUUUCUGAGAGAGGUCCUUCAUUAGCCUCGUACCAUGUGGCUGUACCACAACCACAUGGUAAUUCCUCUUGUCAGGGUUUCAUUAUGAAUGUGAUGUUUUUUUCAUAAUCUACAUCUAACAAAAAGGAAAUUUUGUCAAUAACUUGGCACCGUGCUACAUGUUGACAGUUUUGGAUUCGACAAAUGACAAUGUAUUUUGAUGAAAUUAAAAUUAUGGCUUGAUAAUAUUAAAAUUGCUUAUAAGUUCACCCAAAACUUAAAAAAAAAAAAAAACUGUCCAUAAGGUGUGAAGUUAUGGAGGUUAGAAAAGUCCACAAAACAUUUCUGGAACGUCACAGUAAAACAGCAUUGCAGCAUUCUCCUCAACAACUGAAGUAGAUGAGGGGGAUGUGGGGGGUUAAAAACAGCAAUAAAUAAACAGAAAAUGUCAGCUCUUCCAACCUAAUCCAAGUCGCCGGAAGCCCUGAGAUCCCACAUUGAACCAACUUCAGACAGUGUGUACGCUAACACUUUAACAUUUGCAGCGACGGUGAAGAUUUUGGAUUUUAAAAGAUGGCUUCCACAGACUCUGAUUGUGCUUGACAAGCUGUAUUGAGCCAUUUUAUGUUUUGUUUUUGCUUUUUUAUGGCCUGCAAUACUUCUCCUGACUUUUCAUCUGCAUGGGGGUGUGUAGAAAAUUACCAAAUUAUAUUUUUUGGGUGAACUUUAAUAUCCUUUAAUAACCUGUAUAAGACCUGGAUUAUAACUUUAUACCAUAAUUUUUGGGGUAAAUUGUUGUAAAAAAAAGAAAAAAUCCAUUAUCAGUCAAUAAAAUGGGAUGACGAUAAAUCAGGUUGCUUGGCUUAGAUUAAUACCUCUAGGAAUGUUGUAAUUAUUAAUAUUUUAUCACUAAGCAGUGAUUUUAGAUGUAUGAAUCAAUGUAUGAAAUUGUCACUACAGUAGCACAAAUAAGUUAUUAGUUAUUUUGCAAUAUUGAGCCGAUCUGUUGACAUUGCAGUUGUGUUCAUCAGUGUAGUUGUAAUUUCAGUUGGAUGUUAAAGCUAUUAAUGACUUUGAUCCCAGUUUUAAAAAGGCCACUAUCAGAUAAGGUAUUUAAAAUGAGCUCCAGGCGAGUGAUGAGUAAAACAAUAACAGUGCUUUUUAAAAUCACUCUUCGAUUGGCUUUUGUGAGAAUCAAACCCGGCACUGACUAUAUACAGGCAUGCAGUACUAAUGGCAUAGAGACAUCCACCAGCAUCCCACCCCACUGUCUGUUACACUCCCUAUGGUUUGUUUUGGAGUGUGUGAGUAAGUGUUGAUUGUGUGUAUCACGUUUUUGCCCUGCGAGACUCCUGCCGAUCGAUUCAAGGUGAGACCUGUCGAUUAAACACCCUGAGCCGUGCUCUCCACCUAACCCCAGGGUGAUUCAAUCCCCCGCCCCUUACACACACACAUGCGCGCGUGCAUACACACCCACCUCACCUGUCAUCCAUCAAUACCUCCAUCAGGGCCUCUAUUGAUCCCCCUCCAUCCAGCCUCUUCACCCCGUGCAGUACAACAUCAGGGCCAAGACGCCGUCCGUGCAGGUUUAAUUUCUGACAGAUUUACAAUAAAGCUCAAGUUAUUAUUUAACUCUUCCGGCCACAGUGUGCUCUUUGAUUUAGCACCCCGGGAGAGGAUGAGUUACAGCUGACACGGAGAAUCUGCCGGGGCUGGAAUGGUAGGCACCCGGUUCAUAACUCAGCCGCCGAAUGUGUAGUUAGUCAAUCACUUGAUCUGUAAUCACAAAUGCUGCCAGAAAUUACAUGAGUGAUGAGCUGUAAUAAAAGCACUUACUUUU
Molecule: messenger RNA, 4847 nt
Organism: Acanthopagrus latus (yellowfin seabream)
Lineage: Eukaryota; Metazoa; Chordata; Actinopteri; Spariformes; Sparidae
Product: probable E3 ubiquitin-protein ligase HERC2
Exons: 15
Coding region: 256-2286 (676 amino acids)
Source: RefSeq, a predicted model, not a curated record